AUGAUCCCCGACGUGAAGCUGCGGAGCUGGCUAUCGCGCAAGGACCGCAAGGACGGCGCGGAGGACUCUCCGCGGGGCAGCGCCAGAGAGCCGUCCGGGAAAGGCAGGGAGAAGCAAGGUGGGGGGACGGGACUCGACAGACUGGGUGCAGUGGGUGCGGAUGCCGCGCGCGGUAAGUCUGGCGCGGCGGCGGGCGAGCAAGCGGUGCCUUCAGCGGAGAGCGACGUGCCGCGCUCCGCCUCAUCCGACGCGUCCUAUGCGCGCAACCCGCGCGCCGACAUUGCACGCGAUAUGCCGCCGGGGGGCGCGAUGAGCCCUACGGACGAGGAGUUGGAGCGCGCUAUGGCGGAGAUGGGCUGCGCAGGCGGGGGGCUAGGGACGGGGGGAGGGAGUUCCGCGCAAGCAGGAUCGCCGAGCGGGGCGGUGACUCCGCGAUCACGGCGUGAGAUAUGGAAAUGGCGGAGGAGUCGCACGACGGCGCUACCGGUGGGCGGCACGGUGGGCCGGGGGAACGCGGCCGCGCUGCGCGGGUGGCUGGACCGCGAGAGCUCCUUCGCCAGCUCCACCGGCGGAGAGUCCGCCAGCGGGGCCUCCGCCGUGGGCUCUGAGGGCACCGCGGGGGGCGGAGGAGCAGGAGGAGGGAAGAGGGAGGCGGAAGACGGCGGAGGGGAGCAGAACGGGGGAGGGGAGGCGGGUGCGGGGGGCGGGGCGGCAGGCAGCGGGUGGAAGCGGUGGCGGCUUUCGCGGCAGCUGGGGUUCGCGGCGGAGGACGUGCGGCUGAUGCGCGAGUUCCUGGCGCACCGCGACGCGUGGGUGGCGCUGGAGGCGAGCCCGUCGACGCGCUUCUACGUCUUCGACUACAUGCAGAGCGUCCGCUCUGGCGCUUACCCGCGCGUGCUCGCCGUGAGGCCUCACCCUCACCGCGCAUGCAUGCCGUGCCCCUCCAUUUGA
Messenger RNA from Closterium sp. Yama58-4, 951 nucleotides. Lineage: Eukaryota; Viridiplantae; Streptophyta; Zygnematophyceae; Desmidiales; Closteriaceae. The record is from the annotation of a GenBank genome assembly.